Molecule: messenger RNA, 858 nt
Organism: Acytostelium subglobosum LB1
Lineage: Eukaryota; Evosea; Eumycetozoa; Acytosteliales; Acytosteliaceae
Exons: 5
Source: RefSeq, a predicted model, not a curated record
AUACAGAUAAAGAUGUUGAACGGAAGAGAAAAGAAUGGUGAUUUGAACAUCAACUGGAAGGAGUACGCAUUGGGUGCGAACCAUUACAAGAGAAAGACAGUUGGCUUUGGCAAAUAUGACAAGAGAGAGAAGGAGUAUGAGAAGGAGAUCUUCAUAAGAGAGAUGUCAAUCAUACAAGGAGGAAUUGGAUGUGCAAUUUGGGAUGCAGCCAUCAUCAUGUCUAGAUGGAUUUACAAACAUACACAAGCUUUCGAGGGACAGAGGGUACUCGAGCUAGGCAGUGGCGUAGGAUUGCCUGGUAUUCUCGCCGCACACUACUGUGAUCGUAUCACAUUGACUGAUUAUCUACCACCUGUGAGUAUGAUACCCUACCCUCUGCUUGAGAACCUCCAAUACAACGUUGAUAUGAACUCAAAGAAAGAGACAUUGGAUGGCGAUGAUGCUGAUGAUGAGGAGGCCGCUAGGGUCAAUGCUAGAAUGAUGGACAUCAAGUCAAAGACAGAGAUAAAGUAUUUGAACUGGGAUGAAAUUGAUAAUGUGGCAGAUGAUGAGCGAUAUGACAUUAUAUUUGGAAGUGAGCUCACUUACAGCUUGCUGAGCGUGGACAACUUGAUCAAAGUGAUCGAGAAGUACUUAAAGCCAGAUGGUGUAUUUUAUGAGAUAUUGUCCGAUGAUAGAGAUGGCGUAAGCUAUUUCUUGGAGAAAAUGAAAGAGAGACAGUACAAGUCACACAUUGUUCCAGUGGACAAUCAGUAUCUUGGUAAUUAUGGCACGAAACAAAGAGAGGAGACCUACAAAUUCUAUACAUUCAUGCUUAACGGUGGUAUGGCAGCUGCAUCCAGCAACCGUGUACUAAUG